UGUAUUAGAUUGCAGUGCAGUUGUAGCUUCUUUUGACGUUUUUUUGGAGUACCUUUAGUGAAUUAAUUGAAAUGGACGUAGAUAAAGUUCGCGCUUUGGAGUUGGCAGUUUCGUUUGUUUCCGAUCAGUGGAAGACAUUGAGUGAAGACGACAUUACAGUCAAUACUUUUGGCGGUGGUUACAGUGAUCGACUGUUCAUUGUUGAGGAUGUAUCGAAAGCAUCCAACGGUAAUCCAAUCAAAAAAUUCCUAAUCAGACUCUAUGGCGGUAAGUUGAUUGAAAAAGAUGACAUCAUUAAAGCCGGCAAAUGCGAAGCAAGUGAAGGCAUUGUGUUCUUCGUCAAUGGUGUUAAAGGGCUCGGACCAAAACUGUUAGGAGUUUUCGAUGGCGGACGAAUUGAAGAAUUUGUGCCAUCACAUCAACUUGUCGAGGCUGAUUUAACCGACAAGAAUAUUUCAUUGGAAUUGGUGCGGAAACUUGCCCGUUUUCAUGCUCUCGAAGUGCCAGUACCGAAACAAAAUCGCGAUCUACUCUCUAUAUCGGCGAUCCAUCAAGGCGAAUACAACAAGACCAUUACACUGAAAUUGGCGAAACGUGUCGGUAUCGAUCAAGAUGAAUUAAUGUAUUUCGAUGAGGACUAUGUAGCUGAACAUGCGUUCCUUCGUAGCUUUGAGACAAAGGUCGGUGGUCGACAGGUUCUUUGUCACGGGGAUCCCAACAAGAACAAUAUUUUAGUUCGAGACACACCGGACACAUUCAAUGAGCGUGUCAUGUUGAUCGACUAUGAAAUGGCUGCUACAGAUUACCGUGGCAUCGAUCUGGCCGCACUUUUCCUAUGCAAAAUGUUUGAAAUGACAGACGAUGGAGUUUUUCAUUUAGUUUGCGAAUGUCCCGAUGAAGAGUACCGUCACAUGAUUUUGACGGAAUAUUUGAAGGAAACGAAGAAAUUGAAUUACUUUGAAUUCGAUGCGAAUGGGCUGGACUCGGUUGAUCAUUUGAUGAUGGAAGUGGACUUCUUUGUAAUGUACGUUCUAGAAUUUUACAAGGGAUUCUUCAUGAAGAUGCCGAAUAGUGAAUUCUUUCAGCAACUACCAGAUGACGUGAUUAGCAGCUGGCUUAGAUUUAUUCCGAUAAUGGCAACCACAUAUGAAAGUCAAAAGAAAUGCUUUAUUGAGAGAUACAGCAAAGUCAUUUAGAUCUGUAACGAAAGACUCUCGCAGGAAAAUAAAUUUUCCGGUCCGGGAACACGAA
Molecule: messenger RNA, 1251 nt
Organism: Bradysia coprophila
Lineage: Eukaryota; Metazoa; Arthropoda; Insecta; Diptera; Sciaridae
Product: choline kinase alpha-like
Biological process (GO): phosphatidylethanolamine biosynthetic process; CDP-choline pathway
Cellular component (GO): cytoplasm
Molecular function (GO): ethanolamine kinase activity; choline kinase activity
Source: RefSeq, a predicted model, not a curated record